AUAUAAAGUAACGUAUGAGGGUAGUUCAGUCAUUACACAGCCUCUUUACACACUAGAUGAGAUACUUUGGACCAAUCUCUGAAUCCAGGAUGAAGAUUGUGGUUCUGCUGCUUGUGGUCAUCUCUGGAUGUUGUGCCGAGGAGAAUUUGCUUGGUGCAUCUUUCUUGUUUUCUAAGACUACUAGCUCAGAUAGAGUGAUUUUGAAGCCCAUCAUUACCGAACCUUUGAGAAGUAUCACUGUCUGUCUGCAGUCCUAUACAGAUCUCACCCAGAGAGAUUCCCUCUUCAAAUUGCAGAAUCAAAAUGUGUAUCCGUUCCAUCUCUACCAAGUCUCAAACAUUUACAACAUUAAAAUAGACCGAGAUGAAGUUUCCUUUAGGAACAGCGGAGAGAGAAUGGAGUUGAGACUCAUCUGUGUGUCCUGGGAGUCCAGCAAUGGUGUCAUCCAUUUUGUUGUCAAUGGGAAACUGUUUCCCAGGAAAGUCUUAAAGCCAGGUUUCAGCAUAGUCCCAGGGUUUACUGCGGUCCUCGGGCAUAAUCUUGCAGUUUCUGAUGCUGGUUUUGGAGUAGGAGGACCCUCAUAUGUGGGUGAAAUUACAAACGUUCACAUGUGGGAUCAAGCUCUUCACCCCAGUGAGAUGCAAUCAAUGUAUUUUAAUAAUUGUCGUAAUUGUAGUGGAAAUGUCAUUAACUGGGAGUCCGUGGACUAUAAGAUUUAUGGAGACAUCCUCUUGUAUAGGCCAUCAAUGAAACCUUAGUUGGUCUAAAUUACUGAGGAAAUCAUCAUAUUAUUUGAUUAAAAUUGUAGGGAUGCUAUUUUUAGGUGAACCUGUGGGACCCCUACUUACCAAAAAACAGGAAACCCCUAACCCCAGUUAGGCAAGUCAGGCAGAUUGCUGCAUAUAGUUAACAGGAUGGAGAAGCUUGAACCAGGUGGUCACUGAAGCCUGGAAAGUACACUUGACUGUUUACGUACCACUACCUUACAUAGGCUUUUUCAGUUGCUGCAAGGCUAUCUUUACUUGCCGAACUAGGGUCAGGGAUCCACAUUCUCCUCCAUAUUUAAGAUUCCCACCUAUCUGACAUUUUUGUAAGAAAAAAACCCACAAUGGCACAACAUAGGGCGUUAUCCCAAUAAAAGAAGAUGGGGGAUAUGCAAUGAAAUAUGCCCAUCAUGGAUGGUUGUGCUGGGAGCACAACAUCCAUGUAGACACAUAGAUAAGUGUGGCUGCAACCCAAGGUCCAUCUAGAAAGCUUGUGGAACUGGUGAAAAUUAGAAGUACAUCCUGGAAAAAUGAAGUGUACAAGGAGCCGCUGAGGGUAGAGAAUCCCGAGGUAUAGUCCCUUUGACCAUUUUUUACAAUGCAAAAGCAACUUUUUUCAGGACUGGAUUUUUUUUACAGUGUAAAAGCAAUGCGUUUCAGGACUGGACUAGUCCAGUCCAAAAACACGUUGCAUUUACAUUGUAAAUAAAUGGUCAAAGAGACUACAUCUCAAGAUCCUCUAUUCUUGGUGGCGCCUGGUAUAGUCCUUUUUUCCAGGACAUAUAUUUGACAUUUAUUACAUAAAUACUGCAUAAGUGGGGCUUCUUGGUCUCGCUUUAAAAUCUGUAAUAGGGACUUCAGUCACCUCACAUAGGUUAAACAUAAUAAAAAAAUGUGUUUGCUGGGAAUAUACGCAAUUUAAUUGUAACAUUUGAGGACCCCAGCACUCGUAAUAAUUAUCUUCAGUUCUUUGGUCCAUAUCUAUUAAAAAGCAAUCAUGAGCAGUCCGAGAUGAAGCUAACGCAUUACAUGUCCUAUAAUGUAUGUUAUAAUGUUCUUUUAUAAUACACAUUUGAUUUAGUCAA
Molecule: messenger RNA, 1849 nt
Organism: Bufo gargarizans (Asiatic toad)
Lineage: Eukaryota; Metazoa; Chordata; Amphibia; Anura; Bufonidae
Product: C-reactive protein-like
Exons: 3
Coding region: 57-758 (233 amino acids)
Source: RefSeq, a predicted model, not a curated record